Molecule: messenger RNA, 914 nt
Organism: Tetranychus urticae (two-spotted spider mite)
Lineage: Eukaryota; Metazoa; Arthropoda; Arachnida; Trombidiformes; Tetranychidae
Product: glutathione S-transferase Mu 1
Biological process (GO): glutathione metabolic process
Molecular function (GO): glutathione transferase activity
Source: RefSeq, a predicted model, not a curated record
GCUGGACUCAGACAAAAACAGUUUAUUGUUUGCUUUUUAAAUUGUUGUUUUGUUCAUCUUUAUUUGCUUUCUUUGUGUUAACCCAAAAUGGCACCAGUAAUCGGUUAUUGGAAACUUCGAGCUCUUGUUGAGCCUAUUAUACUGACUUUGGAACAAGCUAAAGUGUCCUAUGACAUUCGAGGCUACAAUCUUGGUGAUGCUCCUGAUUUUGACAAAUCAGAUUGGCUGAACGAGAAGAACAAUUUAGGCCUUGAUUACCCCAAUUUACCAUAUUACUUGGAUGGAGAUCUCAAGAUUACUCAGACUUUGGCAAUUCUCCGUUAUUUGGCUCGUAAACAUGAUUUAGGUCCAAAAGAUGAACAAGAAACGAUCCGAUCUGACAUGGUUGAGCAAGGCGCUUAUGAAGUAUUAUUGGCACUAUUCCGAGCAUGGUAUGCUUUCAGUGAUGAACAGUUUAAACUCAAUCUUACACAAUUAGUUCCUUAUCUGGUUGAGAAGUUGGUUCACACUGAGAACGUUCUUGGUGCAAACAAGUUCAUCCUUGGGGAUCGAGUUACUUACGUUGACUUUUUGCUCUACUCGACUCUCGACUACAUCAGGCUGUUCAAACCUUCCUUGAUGGACCCACAUGAAAACCUGAAAAGCUAUCUGGACCGAAUUGAAGCCUUGCCUGAAAUUGAUAAAUAUUUGAAAAGCGAAGGUUACAGUCGAUUCCCAAUCACAGGUACAAUGGCCAAAUGGGGAAACGUCAAAAGCCACGAGCCAUAUUGAUCAAGCUACUGAAAGCUUUCAAGAUUUACAUUCCCAUGACUCUUAUAAUAAUUUUACAAUUGAUUUACAUCGAUAGUGACAUUGAAAAUGAUAUCGAUUGAAAAGUACAUUAAAAUAUCAUCACAAUGAAUUAUUCAAAUUUA